Molecule: messenger RNA, 2084 nt
Organism: Girardinichthys multiradiatus
Lineage: Eukaryota; Metazoa; Chordata; Actinopteri; Cyprinodontiformes; Goodeidae
Product: coiled-coil domain-containing protein 112-like
Exons: 14
Coding region: 1-1890 (629 amino acids)
Source: RefSeq, a predicted model, not a curated record
AUGGCUAACGUCGGCACUAUCCGCCUCUGCCCGGCUUGUAACACCAUCUACAUCAUGAGUUAUGACCUGCAUGUCAUCUGCAUGCUAGCCAUUUUCUCCCCGCUAGAAGGGGAAUUCCCCGUAGCGAACCAAUGCUGCCUCAAUGAGGCAUUGGACAUCUUUGGUGUUGGGCGGGAAUCGGACAAUUCCGCCCCAGAGACGGCGACUGAUAUCUCCACUCCCUUCCUCCGGAGGAGGCCGCGGAGGCAGAUGCAAAAUCGGUCCAGGCUCAGGGCCUCCCGAUGUCGGCGACCACCCCCUUUCCGCCGAUGGGCGCACUUGUUUUCGCGCUGCCGGACAUCAUCGCGAAAGCGUUUCUCCCAGUUCCUGCUCUGGAGACUGACUGAUCGCUCCCACCAAUGCGGCGACCAACAACACCGCCUUCCUGGCCUACGCCAUCUCCAAGAAGGCUCGGGAGAUGGAGCUGCCUCCGGAAGAUGUGGAAGAAUUCUGCAAUCUCGCAGACACCAUCCUGAACCUCUGUGCGGCGUCGGCUGUGUGCUCCUCCCGCAUCGCACAUGGGGGGUGAUUGGAAAACUGGAGAAUAAGAGGCCCCUGACCACUCUGUGCAGAAAGACCAUCGGGGCAGAUGUGACCAAUGAACUCGAGGAAUAUGACAAAACACUAGAGAAGGAACGAACUGCUCAAAAGAUGAACCUUCAGAAGCAGCUAGUGAAGAUCCAUAAUGAUGUACAGACAUUUCAGAGACAUCUAAAUGAUGUUACUGCGACUCCUGAAUCGAUUGAAAGACUUAAAGAAAAGGCGUCAGAGGUGGAAGGGUCAAUAAACGCUCUAAAGGAGGAGCGCCGUUUAUGCUUUAAGGAAUAUUUAAAGGAGGAGCGGACGUGCAGCCAGGAGGUUACUGCUUAUGAGAAGAAGACUGAAAACUGGAGUCUUCCAUUUAACUCAAACCACAAGUUACCUGCGACUUCUGCUCUUAAGACCAAACCCGCCAACAGAGACCUACCGGCAGAGGUCAAAGCUUUGGAGGAUUUCCUGCAGAAGACAGAAGGUCCUCAUGGAGGCUGGGACCAAUUGGAUCACCAAACGUUCUUAAGAGUCUGGAUGAAGCACAGUGGGCGGCCAUCGUACAGGAAGGAGGCGAAACUGUACCUGCCAGGUAAAACACAGGAGCAGAUGCAGCAACACGAGAGCUGGCUUCAGGAGCUGCUGCACCUGCAACACAACAAGAGAGAGGCUAUUCGACGUUGGAAAACCAGUAAAGAUCAAGAACGUCAGACAAAGAUCCAAACUCAGGAGGCACAAAACAGAGAGAGGAAGGUCAAGAGCCUGUCUGAGCAGCAGCAGACUGAGGAGGAGAGAAUGGAGGUGGCACGGCGCCUGGAGGUAUGGAAGAAAGAGAAGGAAAGAAAAGAGGAAGAAGAAGCAGAGCAGGAACUGGCUAAGGAGAUUCAGAGGAGGAGAUGGGAAACGGAGAAGCGCCGCCGCCAGCUGGAGGUAAAGAUGACCCUUGAGGAGCAUCUGCGAUUGAGACAGGAGGAAGAGGAGGAACAGAAGAAUAGAAAAAGAGAAAAGGAACAGAGAGAAAGGGAGGAGAAGCAAACAGAGGCAACAAAACUCAUCAAAAGCUUCAGUAAAAGGGAUCUUCACAAGGCGAAGGCAAAACUUCAUGAGAGCCAGCUGAGGGAAAAAGAGGAAGACGAAAGAUGGAAAAGAAUUGCUAAAAAACUAAAGGAAAAGAUAGAUGGUCAUGUAGACAGAGACCCCUCCAGACUGGUUCGCCCCACUAGGGGAUGGGAGGAAAGGAUGAAACACACUGGACCUUCAGGAGAGAGACCCAUGCUACAGAUGUUUCACAGAGCCAUUCCCACUUGGAGACAAGGGCUGUGAUGUCAACAUGAGCCGAGUCCUGCCGUUUUUUACUGUCUCCAGAACCUCAAAAUGUGUGAACCGAUGACAGCAUGAUUACACUAAACAACCAUGACGACAACUCCUUUGGAAAGACAGCACCAGCAGCUUGUUUAGUCUCAAUGCACUGGGCCGAGAUUAGUAACAAAUGCAAAUAAAAGAACUCCACAACUUGA